This is a messenger RNA of Dromaius novaehollandiae (emu), 2342 nucleotides long. It is a transcript of the gene PCBP3, whose product is annotated as poly(rC) binding protein 3. The transcript has 16 exons. Gene Ontology annotation, molecular function: mRNA binding. Bases 443 to 1456 code for a protein of 337 amino acids. The record is from RefSeq and is a predicted model, not a curated record. Gene Ontology annotation, biological process: regulation of gene expression; regulation of RNA metabolic process. Lineage: Eukaryota; Metazoa; Chordata; Aves; Casuariiformes; Dromaiidae. Gene Ontology annotation, cellular component: cytoplasm; nucleus.
UCGGAGCAAGCCCUGCUGCACCGAGGAGACGCGUCCCCCUCCCCUCCCUGCCCCCUUCCCCAAACUCUCCCUGCUCUUUCCUCACUCACUCCUCUCCCCCCUCCCAGACGAACCUUCCCCUGCCUGGACCAGCCCCGAUCCCUCCCCACCUCUUCAGAGCCCGGGUGCCUGUCACUCCAUCCGUCCAGCCAUCCAUCUGCGGGACAGGGCAAGAGCUGCUGGGCCAGCCGCACCACAAACUUCCUAACGCCACCAAAUGUGCCUCCGAGUUGCUCUGCCCAGGGGACCGGCUCCAAGGGUCUUCCCACAUCGUCUCUGCCGCUGAACCCAGAGCCCUCUGCCCCCACUGGCCUCCCCGAUCUGCCGCUGCCUGCUCCUCCAACGGCCCGUGCCAUCCGGUCGUGCUGUGGACUGUAGGUUUUGGCUCCGCACAGCGCUCAGCAUGCCCUAUUCUGGUGAAACCAGGCUUCCCAAGGAAUCGCUCUGGAACUUGAGGCCAGCCUGCAGGGAAAUGGAGUCGAAGGUCUCUGAAGGCGGCCUGAACGUUACCCUCACCAUCCGGCUGCUGAUGCAUGGCAAGGAAGUCGGGAGCAUCAUUGGAAAGAAAGGAGAGACUGUGAAAAAGAUGCGUGAGGAGAGUGGAGCAAGAAUCAACAUCUCCGAGGGGAACUGCCCAGAGCGAAUUGUGACGAUCACAGGCCCCACUGACGCCAUCUUCAAGGCUUUCGCCAUGAUCGCUUACAAAUUUGAGGAGGACAUAACCAACUCAAUGAGCAACAGCACUGCUACCAGUAAACCUCCAGUGACUCUGAGACUGGUCGUGCCAGCUAGCCAGUGUGGCUCACUGAUUGGCAAAGGAGGCUCCAAGAUCAAGGAAAUCAGGGAGUCCACAGGUGCUCAGGUUCAAGUGGCGGGGGACAUGCUGCCCAACUCCACAGAGCGGGCGGUGACAAUCUCGGGGACACCCGACGCAAUUAUCCAGUGUGUCAAACAGAUCUGUGUGGUGAUGCUGGAGGCCUAUACAAUUCAGGGACAAUACGCUAUUCCACACCCGGAUCAGUUGACCAAGCUCCACCAGUUGGCUAUGCAGCAAACCCCCUUUACUCCCCUUGGACAGACCACCCCCGCUUUCCCUGGAGAAAAGCUGCCCUUACAUUCCUCCGAAGAAGCUCAAAAUCUGAUGGGCCAGUCAUCAGGUUUGGAUGCCAGUCCCCCGGCCAGUACUCAUGAACUCACCAUUCCCAAUGAUCUAAUAGGCUGCAUAAUUGGACGCCAAGGGACCAAAAUCAAUGAAAUUCGACAGAUGUCUGGAGCGCAGAUCAAAAUCGCCAAUGCCACGGAAGGAUCAUCCGAACGCCAAAUCACCAUCACAGGAACCCCUGCAAACAUCAGCCUCGCUCAAUACCUCAUCAACGCCAGGCUGACGUCUGAGGUCACUGGAAUGGGCGCACUCUAAUUUCCACCCACCAUCCUUCAUUCUGCAUCACCCGACCCUCUCAAGCCAAUGACACUCCACCCAGCUUGUACAAUCUGUAUAUUUACCGUCUUCCCUUUAUCUCCAUAGAUACUCUUUUCUUUACUAACAAAUAUAUAUAUAUAUAUAAAUACACACAUAUGCACACACUGAAACAUUUCUUUAUGAGCUCCAUACUGUGCUCCUGGUACUGCUCCUGAACUCUUUAGUUAUGGUCCUUGUUUUCAGUGCAUGGUGUUAUUACUUCAUCUGCUUUUUUGGGGGGUGGGAGGGGGGUUUUCACUGGUGAGACUCCAGGAGAUGAUGAGUCUCUAGUGUCAGUCUAGCUUAGCUAUUUAAACGUUUGAGUUGACAUUGACGGUAUUUACUGUAGCCUAUGGAACUGUGAUGCCAUCCAGAGCUGUGCUUGCUUUGAAGUACUUAUUUUUCUCACAGUUAUUCCUUUGAUGCUCCUGUUUUGUUCAUUUUGCUUGUCCUGGCUCACCUUUGUGACCUUGAAUCCUUGCCCUGAGAUUAAGGCAUAGUUUUUACCUCUUGUUAUUUUGGAAGCAGAAUAUGCAGGAGCCAAGUCUACGCGCAUGCAUUAGUUCACAUACACUCUAUUCCCUUUGCAACAUGGCAGGGUCCAGACAAGCUAUUUUUCUUACUAAAGGAAAGGAAUAAUAAUCAUAAAAAAGUCCUCUUUUUUAACUAACAAGCAACUGAAAGUAGGAGGAGUUCAGUUAUACAGGAUUGAAACCCCCAGGGGCCUUUGAAAGCACUCAUGACAAUCCCCACAAGCAACUUUUGGAUGAUAGCUCAGGAAGCUCUGUGAGCCGGCUGUGUUUGUCAAUGUUUGUAUUCAAUAAAUGUCUGUGCAGCUCUGCUA